Molecule: messenger RNA, 1589 nt
Organism: Cinara cedri
Lineage: Eukaryota; Metazoa; Arthropoda; Insecta; Hemiptera; Aphididae
Source: the annotation of a GenBank genome assembly
AUGUCAUUCUUCAGAUCACUUAAAUCAAAACUGCCGUGGAUAAAAUUAGUAAUGGAAGAGAUUCAACAAAGAUGUUUUCGCACGUCGCCUGCUGCAUCCAAAGGCUGUCAAGUUUCCAUGAGCAUCUUAGACACCGUGUCUUUGCCAUAUGAAUGUCUGGAGAGCCGUAUAAAAAUCGUUGCCGAUAGAACAGGAAAACCAUUGUCGUUAACAGAAAAAGCACUCUACUCUCAGUUGGAUGAUCCCGAGAACCAAGAACUAAAACGCGGUGAAUCCUAUUUAAAAUUAAGACCUGACCGCGUGGCUAUGCAAGAUGCUACGGCUCAAAUGGCUAUGUUACAAUUUAUUUCAUCUGGUUUACCAAAAGUCACGGUUCCAUCCACCAUUCAUUGUGAUCACUUAAUUGAACCUCAGAUUGGUGGAAAAGAAGACUUGAAAAAAGCCAAAGAAAUGAACCGAGAAGUAUACGGGUUUUUGCAAACGGCUGCCGCUAAAUACGGAGUUGGUUUUUGGAAUAAGGGUUCGGGCAUCAUUCACCAAAUUAUUUUGGAUAACUACGCUUUUCCUGGAUUAUUAAUGAUUGGUACUGACUCUCAUACACCUAACGGUGGUGGUCUCGGCGGUUUGUGUGUUGGAGUUGGUGGGGCGGAUGCUGUUGAUGUUAUGGCUGACAUUCCAUGGGAACUNUGUCUGGUUGGACUACACCAAAAGAUGUUAUCUUGAAAGUGGCUGAUAUCUUAACUGUGAAAGGAGGUACUGGUGCUGUAAUUGAGUAUCAUGGACCUGGAGUUGACAAUAUAUCGUGCACUGGUAUGGCUACGAUUUGUAAUAUGGGUGCUGAAAUUGGUGCGACUACUUCAUUGUUCCCUUUCAAUCGUCUUAUGGCUGAUUAUUUGAAGGAUACUUCACGUCCUGAUAUUGCUGAAGAAGCUGCCAAGUACAGUAAGUCCUUAUUGACACCUGACAAAGGCAGCAACUAUGAUCAGUUAAUCGAACUUGAUUUAAACACAUUGGAACCUCAUGUAAAUGGACCUUUCACACCCGAUCUCGCUCAUCCUAUUUCCAAACUUGGUGACAACGCCACAAAAAAUAAUUGGCCCCUUGAAAUCAAAGUCUGUCUAAUUGGAAGUUGCACUAACUCAAGUUAUGAAGAUAUGUCAAGGUGUGCUUCUAUAGCAAAAGAAGCAUUAGCUCAUGGACGCAAAUCGAAAAUUCCAUUUAACGUAACGCCUGGAUCUGAACAAAUCAGGGCAACGAUUGAACGAGAUGGAAUCGCACAAAUAUUGAGAGAUUUUGGCGGUACUAUAUUAGCUAAUGCUUGUGGUCCUUGUAUUGGUCAAUGGGAUCGUAAAGACGUUAAAAAGGAUGAAAAGAACACAAUUGUCAGUUUGUACAAUAGGAACUUCACCGGACGAAAUGAUGCUAAUACGGCGACUCAUGCAUUUGUCACAUCCUCUGAGCUCACUACCGCGUUGGCCAUUAAAGGUAGCAUAAACUUUUCCCGGUAUUAUUGGGAACAACAGAUCGAUUGGUUUAAAGCAGGCAGUGCAUUAAAUCGUAUGAAACAAAUCACUGCUGCUUCCAAAUAA